Molecule: messenger RNA, 1034 nt
Organism: Camellia sinensis
Lineage: Eukaryota; Viridiplantae; Streptophyta; Magnoliopsida; Ericales; Theaceae
Source: RefSeq, a predicted model, not a curated record
CAUACAUUAGUCCAAAACCGACGACAAAUACGACGUAGUAACAACGAAAUUAAGAAAUACAAACAAACAAACGACCCAUCCGAAGACGCAUCUAUCUACCGUAUCUAUCUGUAUAUCUCUCCUCUUUUCUCUAUCUUCCAAGUCUCUAAAAUGAAACACAUAUCUGAAUUCUAAUCUCUCGCCAUUUGAUUCAGUCCAUUUUUUUUUAUAACUCAGUAUCUGACCCACUAGAUUAACUAAUUACUACUCAAGGAUGGGAAACUGUAACUCGGACGAGUCAACCUCUGUUGUUACCACGACGGCGAAGCUGGUGUUCUUGGACGGAGCACUUCAAGAGUUCUCGUCGCCGGUGAAAGUCUCCCACGUGCUUCAGAAGAACCCGGCGUGUUUCGUGUGUGACUCGGACGAUAUGUACUUCGAUGACUUUGUUUCAGCGAUGGAUGGGGAGGAGGAGCUUCGGUUAGGGCAGCUUUACUUUGCUCUGCCGUUGAAUUGGUUGGGGCAGCCGCUUCAGGCGGAGGAUAUGGCGGCUUUGGCAGUUAAAGCCAGUGUGGCUCUUGAAAAGAGUUGCGGCGGUGGCGGUGGCGGUGGCGGUGGCGGUGGCGGUGGCGGGUUAGUGGAAGAGAGAAGAGAGAGGAGAGGUGGUGGUGGUAGUGGUGGCGGUCGUCAUAAAGGGCGUAAGUUCACCGCAAAGUUGAGUGUGAUAGAGGAAGAUUGAAGAGUGGGAACGGACAAAUCAAGAUAACUUGCACAUAAAUAGAUAACAUAAUUGAAAAAAAUUAUGUAUGAUUUUGUAAUUUAUUUUUAGACUUUUUUUUUAACAAGGGCAAGGUGGUUUUCUCUAGUUGGUUACUUCUCUCUAUCUCACCAGAAAUGGCCUAUGCUACUACUGUUUGGUAGUAGUGUCUUUUAAUCUUUAUAAGAGCCUAAAUCAAGUUCAACUUGAUUGUGGGUAUGUAUCACUUAUUAAAGCCAUUAAAGAUUGCUCACCUUAAAUUUGUACAUAACUUUGUAUGAGUUGGCAAAUGACUAGC